UAUUUACCUCUCAAAAGCUUUUCUUAGAACCGUUGAUACUUCAUAUUAUCUUUUACCUGCCUCUUGUUAGUGACUGUAUCAUUAACACGAUAGCCUAGAUGAUGCCGGAAAAGCAAAGGCAUCCGACGGGACAGGAACAAAGUCCAGCUUCGAUCCAAAACUCAGGUCAAGGCAAGUUUGAAGAAAUCAUCAUAUACGAUGAACUGAGGAAACAAUUGGAGCAUGUUUCCCUAGCUCUGUUUAAAGAACUAAUCCGGCGUUUCGCAUGGCGCAAAAUCGACUGGAGAAAGUUGUUUCUUGCCGGUGCAGUUAUGUCAAUAGCUGGGAUAAUACUCCCAACCUUUUUGCUUGCUUAUCACCAUAACAGCCGGUUCGAAUCUCCGAAUGGUACCAUGCAUUUGAGCAAGAACUUGACAGAGGCAAGGUUGGAUAAGUCUCAGCUUGUUACAAGUGCUCCCUUUGUUUCACUGAAUUCAUCUAUCGAAGCUAAAGAAAGCGCUAGAGUUCUUCGUAUGAGGCAAAACAGGAGGAAAACGAUUGAUGUACUAAAGGUUGUACAUCCUCCCCCUCGUAGAUCGGUGCCCCGUCACUUACAGAGAUACCUUCAGUCAUUAUCAUCACAUGAGGCUCUUCUUUAUGCUAAAAGGGAAAUCGAGCAUGCACCAUUAGUCAAGAACGUAGGCAAUGAUUCUUAUCUGUACGCUCCUGUAUUUCAAAAUAUUUCGAUUUUCAAAAGGAGCUACGAGUUGAUGGAGAUGAUACUUAAAGUCUACAUUUACCGUGAUGGAAAGAAGCCCAUUUUUCAUCAACCUCGUUUGAAUGGUAUUUAUGCUUCUGAAGGAUGGUUUAUGAAGUUAAUGGAGGCAAACAGGGAAUUUGUUACAAAAGAACCAGAAAAGGCUCAUUUAUUUUAUCUGCCAUAUAGUUCACGCCAGCUGGAGUUGGCACUUUAUGUCCGGAACUCGCAUAAUCUCAGACCACUUUCAAAGUUCCUAAGGGACUAUGUGAACGUGAUAGCCUCAAAGUAUCCCUUUUGGAACCGUACACAUGGAUCUGAUCAUUUUCUUGUUGCUUGCCAUGAUUGGGGUCCUUUCAUAACCACGGAGCAUGUGGAACUAAAAGAUAACGCCAUAAAAGCUCUAUGCAAUGCUGACCUGAAAGAGAAUUUCGUUGCUGGAAAGGAUGUUUCUUUACCAGAAACUGCCAUAAGAAUUGCCAAUAAACCUCUUAGAAAUAUCGGUGGUGGGAUCCGAGUUUCGCAGCGCCCGAUCCUUGCUUUCUUUGCUGGAAAAAUGCAUGGAAGGGUCCGUCCCAAACUUCUCAAGCAUUGGCUAAACAAAGAUGCAGACAUGAGAAUCUAUGGUCCUUUAUCGCGUCGAGUUUCUAAAAACAUGAGUUAUGUUCGGCAUAUGAAAUCGAGUAAAUAUUGUAUAUGCCCUAUGGGAUAUGAAGUGAACAGCCCUCGGAUUGUGGAGGCUAUAUAUUACGAGUGCGUGCCAGUGAUUAUUGCAGACAACUUUGUCCUACCUUUAAGUGAAGUCCUAGAGUGGAAAGCAUUUUCUGUGACGGUGGCUGAAAUUGAUAUUCCGAAGCUAAAGGAAAUUCUCUUGGCUAUUCCGUUGAAAAGGUACCUGCAAAUGUUAAUGAAUGUGAAGAUGGUGCAGAAGCAUUUUCUAUGGAAUCCAAAUCCAAUGAGAUAUGAUCUGUUCCACAUGAUACUCCAUUCUAUAUGGUAUAACAGGCUGAACCAAAUCCAAAUUCCUCAGUCCUAGCUAGCUUUGAUAAAUGGGAACAUUUUGCAACAAAGAUGGAUAGCUCCA
This is a messenger RNA of Gossypium raimondii (Peruvian cotton), 1820 nucleotides long. Its product is annotated as probable glycosyltransferase At5g03795. NCBI's taxonomy places the organism in Eukaryota, Viridiplantae, Streptophyta, Magnoliopsida, Malvales, Malvaceae. The record is from RefSeq and is a predicted model, not a curated record. The coding region runs from base 99 to 1772 and encodes 557 amino acids. The transcript is spliced from 5 exons. Gene Ontology annotation, molecular function: glycosyltransferase activity.